GGUAACGCGCGCGUCCUCAGCGCGGAGGACUUGGCGGUGCCGCGGACGACGAUCUCGGGCAAGCGCACGUUCGCUUGUUGACACUCAAUACAUUGGGGAACUCAGCGCCGCACACAAAGGAGUUGAAGCGUGAUUCGCGCGAAUGACAGAGUAUGAGUGUUGACCCCUGAACACAAACAUAAUGCACUGCCGCCUUCUGAGUCUCCUAUCGUUUUGGGUUCCGCUGUUCGGUUCCGUGGACGCAGUUGGCUGGACGGACAGCGUUUAUCACGGGAGCCCCAAAAACGCGAGCUUCGAUAUCAGCUACAACGACUCUGUCAGAGGCGAGCAGGAGAUCGUGUACGCCUUCAGACAUACGGUUUCUAAAAAUCAGACAAAAGGGGUGCGUGUAUCAGUCACUGUCUUCUCAGACAACGUGGAGAAUCCUGUGCUCUUCGUGGUACGUCAGAAACAGGCAGUCGUCUCAUUCCAGGUGCCGCUCAUCUUGCGUGGGCUCUAUCAGAGAAAGUAUGCCUACCAGGAAGUGGGACGUACCCUGUGCCAGCCACCCACUCGCAGUGAGGUUGAAAAGCAGCUUUUCUAUGUUGAUGUGUCCACGCAGUCCUCCAACAAUGUGUCCUAUCAGCUGAGGGUGAGCCACGUGGACAGCUUCCUUCUGCAAACUGGUGUGCUUUUCCAGUUUGUUGCUACGCCUGCUCAGCCUCAGUUUUUCAAAUAUAUCUUCCCAGAGGGAAUGGAUUCUGUUAUUGUGAAGGUGAACACCAGCUUCUCCUUCCCUUGCCUGGUUAUCUCCAUACAAGAUAUUCUGUGUCCAGUCUACGACCUGGAUAACAAUGUUGCCUUCAUCGGCAUGUACCAGACAAUGACCAAAAAAGCAGCCAUCACAGUGCAGAGGAAGGACUUCCCGAGUAGCAGCUUCUAUGUAGUCAUUGUGGUGAAGACUGAAGAUGAAGCUUGUGGAGGCCCUUUGCGUCUCUACCCACUAAUUCCAGAUGAGCUGAUAAACGCUGGAAACCGCAGCAAAGUGCUCAGUGUAACUGUGACUCCUGCUGUAAGCUCCGAUGUCUAUGUGAUGGGCACACUGUUCUGUCUGGGGAUCUUCCUUGCAUUCUAUCUUCUCACGUUUAUCACCUUUUGUCUGGAGAACAAGCGGUUAAACAGGAAGAAGGAAGGGCUUCUCAGCAUCCCCGGGGCAUCCCCCGCAGAGACAGCAUCUCUCUUAGGCAAGGAAGAUGUCCCAGGUUCUCCAUGUGGACCGUUCAAGUAUGGCUCCAUUGACAAGCGAUCCACUGCCAGCUCCGAUGUCAUUAGUGACUCCAGCUGCACUUGUUCCGAGCAGCCCCUGGACAGUAUGGCCAGCCAGUUGCGAAAAGAGUCUCUCAGCUCCGUGGAGGAAGAUGACUAUGACACACUGGCCGACAUUGACUCGGACAAGAAUGUCAUCCGCACCAAGAAGUACCUGUACGUGGCUGAUCUGGCACGCAAGGACAAGCGUGUCCUUAAUAAGAAGUACCAGAUCUACUUCUGGAACAUUGCCACCAUUGCUGUCUUCUAUGCAUUGCCUGUAGUUCAGUUGGUAAUUACAUAUCAGACGGUAGUCAAUGUGACAGGAAAUCAGGACAUCUGUUAUUACAACUUCCUUUGUGCCCACCCCCUUGGAGCUCUCAGUGCCUUCAACAACAUCCUGAGCAACCUGGGUUACGUGUUGCUUGGUCUGCUCUUCCUGUUAAUUGUGCUGCAGAGAGACAUCCUCCACAAGAGGGCACUGCUGAAAAAUGAGUUGCUGGCUCUGGAGUGUGGGAUCCCUAAACAUUUUGGCCUCUUCUACGCCAUGGGGACGGCCCUGAUGAUGGAGGGGCUGCUGAGCGCCUGUUACCAUGUCUGUCCCAACUACACCAACUUCCAGUUUGAUACGUCCUUCAUGUACAUGAUCGCAGGCCUCUGCAUGCUGAAGCUUUAUCAGAAGAGGCACCCAGACAUCAACGCCAGUGCCUACAGUGCUUAUGCCAGCCUGGCAGCAGUCAUCUUUUUCUCAGUACUGGGAGUGGUGUUUGGGAAGGACAAUAUGGUAUUCUGGAUAAUCUUCUCCGUUAUCCACAUUGUGACCACUUUGCUGAUCAGCACCCAGCUGUACUACAUGGGCCGCUGGAGAUUCGAUGCGGGCAUUCUGAGGCGCAUAGUACACGUCUUUUACACAGAUUGUAUCCGGCAGUGCACUGGACCCCUCUACGUGGAUCGCAUGGUUUUACUGGUGAUGGGAAACCUGGUUAACUGGUCACUGGCUGCCUACGGUUUGACCAUGCGUCCCAAUGACUUUGCCUCCUACCUGCUGGCCAUUGGCAUCUGCAAUCUCCUCCUGUACUUUGCCUUUUACAUCAUCAUGAAGCUAAGGAGUGGUGAGCGUAUCAUGCUGUUUCCUUUCCUGUGCAUCAUCUGCACAGCUGUGGUGUGGGCGUUGGCACUUUUCUUCUUCCUUCAGGGUCUCAGCACCUGGCAGAAAACACCAGCCGAGUCACGAGAGCACAACAGGGACUGCAUUUUGCUCAGCUUCUUCGAUGACCAUGAUGUCUGGCAUUUCCUGUCAUCCAUUGCCAUGUUUGGAUCCUUCUUGAUCCUCCUCACGCUAGAUGAUGACCUCGAUUGCAUCCAGAGAGAUAAGAUCUACGUGUUCUGAUUGGGGGCCAGGGAGGAUGAAGAUGAAGAUCACGCAGGCUGACCCUGCUGGACAGCUGUGGCCGUAGAUGCCCAGCUAAGCUGGACGAGUUGCAGUCAGACGGCGCGCCGCUGCCAGACAACAAGCCAGCUUGAGGACUUAAUUUUGACAGAAAGAAGCACAGCCUUUUGUUCCCCACACAAAGCAGUGGCAGUGGACCCUGGGUGGCGGCUGGAUCCUGUUACACGGCCGUCGUAUCUGGGGCAGCCCGAGUGCCAGCAGGAUCUGCCCGCCUUUCACUUGAUUGCCUUUUAGUGCCACAGAGGUGCAUCUCUGCCAUGAAGAGCCACCUGGAAGUCGGUCGUCCUCAUUCGCAUCUUUCUCAGCGUCUCCUUCCUUAGGAGAGGUUUCCUGCAGAAUGGUGGGCUGUGCCCACCUGGCACAGUCCCUUACCCAGCAUUAACCUUGGGGGCUUUGUCUGCCACUGGCUAAAGACCUUGCAACCCUGUUCUUGGGAGACAUCCUCAUACUGGACCCGAGUGGGCAGCCGUUUACUAUGGUGCCUGGCUGGAUGAUGAAAGUUGUUCUAUUUUUGAGAUGAAAUUAAAGUUUAUGAUCAAGCA
Erpetoichthys calabaricus (reedfish) is the source of this 3276-nucleotide messenger RNA. RefSeq names its product SID1 transmembrane family, member 2 (gene sidt2). Bases 182 to 2674 code for a protein of 830 amino acids. Lineage: Eukaryota; Metazoa; Chordata; Cladistia; Polypteriformes; Polypteridae. Gene Ontology annotation, cellular component: membrane. The transcript has 27 exons. The record is from RefSeq and is a predicted model, not a curated record.